This is a messenger RNA of Merops nubicus (carmine bee-eater), 1939 nucleotides long. It is a transcript of the gene PTCD3, whose product is annotated as pentatricopeptide repeat domain 3. Gene Ontology annotation, biological process: mitochondrial translation. Gene Ontology annotation, cellular component: mitochondrion. Gene Ontology annotation, molecular function: protein binding; ribosomal small subunit binding; rRNA binding. The annotation marks the transcript as partial. NCBI's taxonomy places the organism in Eukaryota, Metazoa, Chordata, Aves, Coraciiformes, Meropidae. The record is from RefSeq and is a predicted model, not a curated record. The transcript is spliced from 23 exons.
GUGCUCUUCUAGUAGUACAGCUCUUGGGAAGACUGUGGAUAAUUCAGAAGUUACUGAAGAAGAAAUUGUGCUCCCCCGAAAGAAAACCUGGGAUAAGCUAGCUGUUCUUCAGACGUUGGCUUCUACUGUGAAAAGGGAUCCUACUGCUGCUCACUAUAUGUUCCAGGAUGACCCUUUUCUUAUUCCAAGAAAUGCAGCCAGUUUUCGUCUGUUUUCAUUGUCGAAGGAGUCUGGGAGAAAUGCUGCAAAAUUCAUUAUUAAGCAAUUUCCUCAGUAUUUUGACAAGACUUUUUCAGAGCCCAACAUACCAUGCUUGAUGCCUGAGACUCUUACACCUCAGAUUGAAGGAGUGAGUGAGGAAGCUCUGAAGGAGCGUAUCCACCUCAGAAUGGUGAAAGAAUCUGUGGACCUGUUUGAUCAGCUCCUACAAGCAGGUAGCCCUGUGUCUCUGGAGACAACAAACAGCCUUUUAGAUCUGUUAUGCUUCUAUGGAGAUGGAGAGCCUACUCCAGAAAAACAGGAAGAAGAAAAACAGGAUCUGGAAGAAACAGAGGUGAAUGCUUCAGAGCAGAAGGCUCCAAAGAGACAAGUCCAAAGAGGUUUACAGGCAGCUGGCUCUAGGUGGAGGGAGAACAACAAUGCUGAAAGGAUAUUUAAGAUAAUGCCAGAGAGGAAUGCACACUCCUACUGCACAAUGAUCCGUGGGAUGGUGAAGCACGGUGCUCCUGCUAAAGCGCAUGACAUGUACAUAGAGUUGCUGAAUGAGAGACACAAGGCUGAUGUGCACACCUUCAAUGCACUGAUUACAGCAAUCCCCUAUCUAAAGGAGAGGUUCCUCGAAAGGUGGGAAUUGGCCAAGGUCUUCCUGAAUCACAUGGCUCAGCAGGAUGUCCAACCAAAUCUGCUCACUUUUAAUGCUUUACUGAAGACUCUGAGAAGAUGUGGUGGUGUGGGCAGAAACACGGCUAUAUCAGUCAUAAAGGAGAUGGAAGCACUUGGUAUAGAGCCCAGCCUGGCAACGUAUGACCAUCUUCUCUCUAUAUUUUAUAGAGGUGUUGAUCUUCACUCAUCAGGCAUCAUCUCAGAGGUACUCAAUGAUGUUGAGAAGAGGAAUUUCACGCCCCAGGACCCUGAUGAUGCCAACUUUUUUGUCACUGCUAUGCAAGUGUGCUGUGACCUGAAGGAUAUCAAGCUCGCUUAUCAGUUAAAUAAGGCAAUGGAGAAGGGAGACAACUGGAAGUUCUUGGACGUGGAUCGGUUAAAUGUCUACUGGUCAAGAUUCUUCUCCUUGUUGUGUAUGAUGGAGCAAAUUGACGUGGUGUUGAAAUGGUACAAAGAAAUGUCCCCUUCACUCUUCUAUCCAACCCCUAAAAAUAUAUUGGACCUCCUUCAAGCCCUGGAUGCAGCCAACCACUUGGAAAUGAUCCCUUCAGUCUGGGAAGAUAUGAAACAGCUGGGGUUCAGCAAAAAAAAGCUCUUGGCUUUGAUGAGCAGGGAGCAGCACCCUGAAGAGGUUCAGCUGGUGUUUGCCAGGUGUGCUGAGGACAUCAGGGCAGUCCAGGAGCAAACGAGGCGGGAGCAGGCGGCGCUGGACUGGAGCAGCAGCAUGCUGGGCUCUGUCGUGCUCCUCUUCUCCAGGGCUGGGAGGACCCAGGACGCCUGGACCAUGAUGGAACGUUUCCAGCAAAUCAGCAGGAUUCCCACUGGGGAGGUGAUGGAUGAGUUCUUGAACUGUGCUGUACGAACUAAUUGCCCAGAUGAGGCAAUUAAGCUGGUGAAGCUGGCAGCAUCCCUCGGCCUGCCUUCAUCUCAAAGGCUUAAAAGCAGGACGGAGAAGGAGUUUGAACUCUCUGAAAAGCAGAAGACGACGCUGGGGAGCAUCAAGUCAGAUGGUGACAGCAGUGACAGUGACAGCGACAGCGACAGUGACCGUGACUAG